Molecule: messenger RNA, 2800 nt
Organism: Lemur catta (Ring-tailed lemur)
Lineage: Eukaryota; Metazoa; Chordata; Mammalia; Primates; Lemuridae
Gene: NFAM1
Product: NFAT activating protein with ITAM motif 1
Exons: 6
Coding region: 43-990 (315 amino acids)
Biological process (GO): B cell receptor signaling pathway; positive regulation of cytokine production; regulation of B cell differentiation
Cellular component (GO): membrane raft
Molecular function (GO): transmembrane signaling receptor activity
Source: RefSeq, a predicted model, not a curated record
UUUCUAGCAGGAUUGGGACAAUCGUAUUUAUGUCGGGAGUGAAUGGCACCAAUGAAGAAAGGAGAUAAGUUCUCAGCAGCUCAGCCACCUUCCCACCCACUUCCUCCUCAAGCCAGGAGCCUCCCGCCGCAGCCCCUUUCCUCUGUCACUCCAGACAGCUGGCAGACCGCUGGCCCCCACCUGAUCAGGCCAGCGCUGGGCUCCAGGCUGCACAGGGUGAAAAGCUCCCAGUGCGCUGGGGAAAGGGGCCCUGGCAGCAAACAGCAAACCGUCACUGUCCCUGUGUUGGCACCUGCUGGAGGAGGACAGUCAGUGACCCACACUGGUCUCCCCAUUGUGGUCUCCCUGGCCAACAGGGCUGUCUCCUUCAGCUGCAGAAUCACCUACCCAUACACCCCAGAAUUCAAAGACUUCACAGUCCACUACUUUCACCAAAAUCUCUCUGGCCAGAGGAGCCCUGAGGAGCAGGCAAGCUGCAGACCUGGCUUGGGCACAGAGAACCAGACCUCCACCUUGGAGUGCCAUGUCACCCUCAGGCUGCAGAGCUCAUCAGCCACUGGCACCUACUACUGCUCUGUCCGCUGGCCACGCUUCACAGUGAAAGGCAAUGGCACCUUCAUCCUGGUCAGAGACACGGGGUACCGAGAGCCCCCCCAUGACCCCCAGAAGGCCCUGCUCUUUGGCUUCACCGGCCUCCUGACCGUCCUCAGCAUCCUGGGCACAGCUCUGCUGCUCUGGAGAAAGAAACGGAUGCAGGUCCCAGGGAAGCAGCCCAGCAAGCAGUGCCCGGAUCCCAGAUCUGCCGGCGGCCCCACGCAGCCCCCAGCUGAGUCCGUCUACACGGCCCUGCAGCGCCGAGAGACCGAGGUCUACGCGUGCCUUGAGAGCGAGGAUGGCAGCCCGCCCGCCGCCCGAAGUCCGCCCUCCCAGGAGAAACGGUGUAGACUUGAGGACGACAGUGAAUUGAACCUGGUCUAUGAAAACCUCUAGGAUGGCUCCGCUCCCCGAGGACCUACUCCUGGAUCAGAGGCCGGCCAGUCCCUCCCUCCGAAGGACUUGAUCUGACCCAGGAGUAAGGCCCCAGGGGCACCCCAUCCCUCACCCUGGCAUUCAAGGCCCUUCCUGCCCCAUUCAAGGACCUCGGCCAGCCGCACUCCCCCGACCUGUGCUCCGGCCACCGAGUGUUUUCCAUCUUUGGCCUUUGCCCAGGCUGUUCCCUCCGUCCUGUGGAACCCUCCUCUCCUGGCCCAGCCGGCAAUGUGCUACUCAGUCUCCCAGGGCUCUCUUGGACGCCACCCAUUCCCGGAGCCCUCAGCACCCCCUCACGCCCCACAGAGGGGUGCAUGCGACUUCCUCGGUGCCAGCCUGUGCCAAGAAAGGCCCCUGUCUGGUGGAGUGGAGAGCGGAGAAUGACUGCUCAGCUGGGCCAAAGGCAUGAGGCAGCCACCAGCGGGGAGCACGGGGUGGCAUGGGAGGCAUGGGGUGUGGGCAAGGAGGAUGAACCUCGCAGAGGGUGGGACGAGGCUUAGGGACAGAUCUGGAGGCCGAGGAUGUGGCUGGUGGUGGUUGGCAGGCUAGGCACCAGCAGCAGGGAGGGUCCGGGUGCAUGCGGGUGAGGAGGGGACCUGUGUGUUUGGGGCAGGGCAGCGGGACGGGGGCCAAAAAGGAGCCGAGCAAACGGCUCGGCCCCCAUGGGCCUGGCCUCUAUGCUCGCUGUGCCCCUGCUCCUGGCCUUUUGCUCCCUGGGCCUUCCCCACGGGGCCUCAGCUGCCCUUCCUUCCGCCCCAAGGCCCAGGCCCCCAAAGUCCCCUCGUCUGGCCUAUCCCGACACCACCACCUGUGGCCCCUCCAGUCCUCCUCUGUCUCUAUCUGCCUUAGGCCCCAUCCCUGGCCCCCUGUGGACUGAAGCCCCAGGGCCCCGCGGCCACCUCUCUCCAGUGUCCAGCUAUGUCGCUUGGUGCUCACGGGCAGAGGGUGGGUCCCCGCAUGUGGGCCCCCCAUGGAGGGUGGCUCCUCAGCGCCUGGCCCUGAGCCAUUUCUGCUGCUCUUAGCACCCACCCGCCCUCAUUCCCCCUCAUGGGGCAGCCCCGCAGUGUCACUGGAAACCCAUUCCCAGGCAGCAGGGGUCAGUGUGGUCCAGCUCUCUGCUCUGCUCCCCCCUCCCCUGCAUCCUGCCCUGGGCUUUCCCACUGUUGGUUCAUUUGUGAAUUAGGCAGGUGAAUCCCCUCUCCCCACCUCCUGGGCUGCCCCAGAGGUCCCUCUGCUAGGGGGGACCAGGCGUCCCUGGGCCCACAGGACGGCCAGUGGCCUUCCGGCUUGGUUCUGAGCCCGGCCUUCAAGCACGCAGCAAGGAGGGCUCUUAGUGAGAUUGCCAGGCUGUGGUGAGGCCCAGCCUUCCAGGAAGCUGGGUUUUAAUGAACUCCAUGCUGCUCAGGAAGGCGAAACUGCUGUGCACAGCUGCUCCCCAGCUCCCGACUCCAGCAGCCUUAGGUGGGGGCCAGGGCUGGGGCGAGGGGCACAGUGCAGUGGGCCUCCCCUGGGGAAGGCGAAGGCAGCAAGCCCAAGAGGGGCCACCUCCCAAGGCCUUCUGGCCCUCUCUGCCUUCAGCCCCUGGACCCUAGACCCUCUGCUGGGACUCAGCCUUUUCCAGGAGUAGUGAGGGGGCCUGAUGGGGACUUCGCUGCCAUGCCCUGACCCGGGCCCCAGCGUCUCUGCACGGAGCAGCUGAGGGAUCCGGACAAGACCACCCAAUACCUUGCAUGGUUCCCACCACACUUGGAAUAAAGUUGCAGCUCCUCCU